GUCACGUGACGCGAGGACGUAAUUACAGCUUUUCAUCUAAUGGGAACUGGCCAGUACUGGGCCAAGACUCCCUCCCUAGGACUAGGCGUGAUCGUCAUCAUUAUCCCUGCAUUACGGAGCCGUUUCUGUAGUUGUGAUCGUUUUGUUGUGGAGCUAUCUAGCUCUCCGUGCCUCUCGGGGGCACCAUUGUUCCCGAUGAGCCAUGGCUGCCGUUUACUUACGAUUGGCACUUUGGGCUCUGGCAGUGCCCACAGCUUUGCUUCUCAGCACUCCUGCUGCCGCUGCGCAGAGUGGUGAAAGGCUGUGUGCGUUUAAGGACAAUCAAUGGUCUAACGAGCAUGGAAUUGGUGAGAACCAGAUCUCAAGGGAGAACGGAACUGUUCUAUGCCUUAAUGGUGCUACCUGCUAUGGCCUAUGGGAGAAGAGGGAAAGUGAAAUUCAUGUAGUGAAGCAAGGAUGUUGGUCCCACCAAAGUGAACUUCAGUGCCAUGAUGAGAGGUGUAUAGUGACAAAUCCGACUGCACCAAACCAAAAUAGUAGUUAUCGUUUCUGCUGCUGUUUUACAGACCUGUGUAAUAUCAACUUCACUGAAAAUUUCCCACCAUUUAAUCCUACAGAAACUACAUUUGGUCCACGUGAUUUCCUCUUCAAAGAAGAGACCGUUGUCAUUGCUCUGGCUUCAGUGUCUGUGUUUGCAGUCCUUGUGGUAGCACUUUACUUUGGAUACAGGAUGCUUACAGGAAACCGAAAACAGGGCCUGCACAGUAUGAACAUGAUCGAGGCCGCAGUGUCUGAGCCAUACUUGGAUCUGGAUAGUCUUAAACUCCUGGAGCUUAUUGGACGAGGCCGAUAUGGGGCAGUUUAUAAAGGGUCAUUGGAUGAGCGCUCUGUGGCUGUUAAGGUCUUUUCAUCUGCAAAUCGCCAGAUGUUUAUUAAUGAAAGAAACAUCUACCGUCUUCCCCUGAUGGAGCACGAUAACAUUGCUCGCUUUAUUGUAUCAGAUGAGAGGUGUAUAGCAGAGGGCCGGAUGGAGUAUCUUCUUGUCAUGGAAUACUACCCACAUGGAUCCCUUUGUAAAUUCUUGGGCCUCUUCACCAGCGACUGGGUCAGUUCCUGCAGACUCGCCCAUUCUGUGACUCGUGGGUUGGCAUAUCUUCACACUGAAUUACUGGGAUCAGAUCAGUACAAGCCUGCAAUUUCUCACAGAGACCUCAACAGUCGGAAUGUCUUAGUAAAGAAUGAUGGGACAUGUGUUAUCAGCGAUUUUGGAUUGUCCAUGAAACUAACUGGCAACAGGCUUGUUCGAGCAGGAGAAGAGGAUAAUGCAGCCAUCAGUGAGGUUGGUACAGUCCGCUAUAUGGCACCUGAGGUACUUGAGGGAGCUGUGAAUCUGCGAGACUGUGAGUCAGCCCUGAAACAGGUGGAUAUGUAUGCUUUGGGCCUCAUCUACUGGGAGGUAUUUAUGAGAUGUACAGACCUAUUCCCAGGAGAGGCUGUUCCAGACUAUCAGAUGGCAUUUCAGGCAGAAGUUGGAAACCAUCCCUCAUUUGAAGACAUGCAGGUUUUAGUUUCUAGAGAGAAACAGCGUCCCAAAUUUCCUGAAGCUUGGAAGGAGAACAGCCUGGCCGUCAGGUCACUGAAAGAGACAAUCGAAGACUGCUGGGACCAGGAUGCAGAAGCCCGCCUCACAGCCCAGUGUGCAGAAGAACGAAUGGCCGAGUUAAUGCUAAUAUGGGAUAGAAACAAGUCAGUCAGCCCAACACUGAAUCCUAUGUCAACUGCUGUGCAGAAUGAAAGAAAUCUAUCACACAGCCGCCGUGUUCCUAAGACUGGGCCAUAUACUGACUAUUCAUCUUCUUCCUACAUUGAAGAUUCUAUACAUCACACUGAUGGAAUUGUCAAGAAUAUAGCAUCUGAGUAUUCUACUUCUGGAACACCAUCAACCACAGGUGAAAAGAAUCGGAACUCUAUCAACUAUGAGCGUCAGCAAGCCCAGGCUCGGAUUCCAAGCCCAGAGACCAGCGUUACUAGUUUAUCAACUAACACUACCACCACCAAUACCACAGGCCUUACCCCUAGUACAGGCAUGACAACAAUCUCUGAACUGACUUACUCUGAGUCGACUUCCCAUGGCACCAAUGUACCACAGCCCAUGGGUCCCACUCCGGUCUGCUUGCAACUUACAGAGGAAGACCUGGAGACAAACAAGUUGGAUCCUAAAGAGGUAGACAAGAACUUAAAGGAAAGCUCAGAUGAAAACCUAAUGGAGCAUUCCCUAAAGCAGUUCAGUGGGCCUGACCCUCUAACUAGUAGCAACUCCAGCUUGCUCUACCCCUUAAUUAAGUUAGCUGUUGAAGUUACAGGACAACAAGACUUUCCACAGCCCAGUGCCAGCCAGUCCUCAUUACUUCCUGAUAUCCCACCUGUUCAGAUGUACCCCCUCCCCAAACAGCAGAAUCUUCCCAAGCGACCUACUAGCUUGCCAUUAAAUACCAAAAAUUCUACCAAGGAGUCACGGCUAAAAUUUGGCAGCAAACACAAGUCCAAUUUAAAACAGGUAGAGACAGGGGUUGCAAAGAUGAAUGCAAUUAAUGCUGCUGAGCCCCAGGUUGUUACUGUCACCAUGAAUGGGAUUGUGGGACGGGGACACAGUGGAAAUCCACACAUUGCAACCAUGCAGUAUUCCAAUGGUGUUGUGCCAUCUGGCCAGUCAGCUCCACAGUGCAGCCACAGAAGCCAGGAGAUGCUACAAAGCCAGUUCAGUGGGGAGGACAGCAGGUUAAAUAUUAACUCUAGUCCUGAUGAGCAUGAGCCUCUCUUAAGGCGAGAACAGCAGGCUGGCCACGAUGAUGGCAUCAUGGAGCGGCUAGUGGACAGGAGAGACCGCUCACUGGACAGUGGACGAACAAAUUCCAAUAAUAACAACAGUAAUCCAUGCCCAGUGGAAGAUCUUGCCAUUGCCAGCAUCACUAGUGCAGAGUGUAAUCUCCGGCAUACCCCAGGGAGGAGACCGGAAAGGCCAAAUUCUCUGGACCUGUCAUCUUCAUCUAAUACUUUGGAUAGUUGCAUUGAGCUGUGUGAAUCUGCACAAGAUGGAAAGCAGGGCUCUGGGGAAAAGAUCAAGAAGCGUGUAAAGACCCCAUAUUCUCUCAAAAGAUGGCGACCAUCAACAUGGGUCAUAUCUACUGAACCACUGGACUGUGAAGUAAACAACAAUGGGGCAGGACGUUCUAAAUCUAGCACCGCUGUUUAUCUGGUAGAUGGAGGCACAGCAACGGCAAUGGUGCCUCAGGAUUCAGGAAUGAACUGCUUAUAAAUUAUUUUUAAAGACAUUGAAAAAAAUAAACCUAAACAGCUUUACCCUUCCAUUGGUUCACCCUUCUUCAAGGACUUGCUUUAAAUAGAUAUCAGCUAUGCAGACUUUUUUUUUUUUAGCUUGAAAUGCUUCCAUAUUUUGUUUGAAAUCUGUUGCACUUUUUAUUUAGGUAUCUGUAUGGCAUCGUUAAGUCUGUCUGUUCUGACCACCUAAUCAUAUAAAAAAAUGGUCUUAAAGCAUUUGCAAAUGCUGAAUUGAUAAUCAUUUGGACCAGAUAAAAAGGUCAAAAAUGUGGUCUUUAAGACAGGGUUGAUGACAGUAAUGUGUUUGCAUUUACAUUUUAAUUUCCAUGCACAAGCCUGACUUGUAUGUUUAUGCGUUAACAGGCAUAUUAUUUUCUGUAUCCUUUUUAUUAUCUUGGUAUGUGCAAUAGGCUGUAGCUUUGCAGUGCUUUCAGUUAAGUCAUGUUUAACUUGUUUAUGCAUAUUUUGUUAACAAUCAGUGCAGCCCUUAAGUCAGUAGUAAUGUUAAGCAUGUGUAAAAGGUGACAGCCUGCUUAUUUUUUUUUUUUUUUUCCUUUUUUGGAAUUGCGGCCAGUGCAACAUUCCCUUUGUUUUUCAGAAGGGUUUAGAAAAGAUGCAGAAGACUUGCUGCCAUUCCCUUUUUGUCAUUGAAAUCAUUUAUAUCAUUGAAGUGAAUAUUAACCUGGCUAUUUUUUUCUUUUAAUUACUGAUUAUAACUGAGGUUUGUGCUUGUAUAUGGUCUGCUGACAGUUCUAUCUGUACUGCUCUGUUAAUGUUUGUUAUAAAUCCUUGUGUUGUGAAUGCAGUUAAGCUGUUCCUUUUAAUGUCUGAACAGUAAAUCAUACAUAGCACUGACCUUUAAAAAUCACAGCAGAAGGUCAAAAAGAGGAGCACUUUAUUGUUCAGAAUACAAGGUCUUUGGAUACUAGAUCCGUAAAGAGUUAGGGAUAAGAGUAUUUUUGUAUAGGCUUAGUUGAUUUAUUUAAUAAUAUAUGUACACAAAAACAAGUCUUAACUUUAUGAAGAUAAUCAGUAAGUCUUGGAGGAGCUAGCCAGAAUUUGAGGAGAGGAAUCAAAACUAUAUGCCUAAAUCAUAUACAGUAAACUCUCAGUUAACUGGCAACCGUGAGGAUUGGUAGAUGCCGGAUAACUGUAGUUUCUGGUUGCUUGAGAGUUACUAUUAAAAAUAGGCGUGACUAAUACUCUACCCUAUAUUAUAUGUUUGGUUUGACUUGAUAGUUUGGGGAGAGAGGGAAUUUAUUCCUGUCUUCCUUUUUAAAACUCUAAAAAUGUAAGGUAUGUUUC
Protopterus annectens (West African lungfish) is the source of this 4644-nucleotide messenger RNA. RefSeq names its product bone morphogenetic protein receptor type 2 (gene BMPR2). The transcript has 13 exons. Bases 203 to 3316 code for a protein of 1037 amino acids. Gene Ontology annotation, biological process: BMP signaling pathway; cellular response to growth factor stimulus; protein phosphorylation. The record is from RefSeq and is a predicted model, not a curated record. Gene Ontology annotation, cellular component: signaling receptor complex; plasma membrane. Gene Ontology annotation, molecular function: ATP binding; transforming growth factor beta receptor activity. Lineage: Eukaryota; Metazoa; Chordata; Ceratodontiformes; Protopteridae.